This is a messenger RNA of Helianthus annuus (common sunflower), 3673 nucleotides long. RefSeq names its product protein TOPLESS. Bases 103 to 3531 code for a protein of 1142 amino acids. Gene Ontology annotation, biological process: regulation of DNA-templated transcription. The record is from RefSeq and is a predicted model, not a curated record. Gene Ontology annotation, molecular function: protein binding. NCBI's taxonomy places the organism in Eukaryota, Viridiplantae, Streptophyta, Magnoliopsida, Asterales, Asteraceae. The transcript is spliced from 25 exons.
UUGGGUAAAGCCGACCCUGUGUUUCUUUUCUUGCUUUCUGGGUUUUUACAGAUCUGAACCCUAACUUCACUAGUUUUCAUCUUCCCCAUUUGACCCACCCCAAUGUCGUCUCUCAGUAGAGAGCUUGUGUUCUUGAUCCUGCAGUUUCUUGAUGAGGAAAAGUUUAAAGAAACUGUUCACAAGUUGGAACAAGAAUCAGGGUUUUUCUUUAACAUGAAGUAUUUUGAGGAUGAGGUACAAAAUGGGAAUUGGGAUGAUGUUGAGAAGUAUCUUUCGGGUUUUACGAAAGUCGACGAUAAUCGGUAUUCGAUGAAGAUAUUUUUCGAAAUCAGGAAGCAGAAGUAUCUUGAAGCAUUGGAUAAGCAUGAUCGAUCGAAGGCGGUGGAGAUUCUUGUAAAGGAUCUUAAAGUAUUUGCUUCAUUUAAUGAAGAACUUUUUAAGGAGAUAACUCAAUUAUUGACAUUGGAGAAUUUUAGGGAAAACGAGCAAUUAUCAAAAUACGGAGAUACAAAAUCAGCUAGAGCUAUAAUGUUAGUUGAGCUCAAGAAGCUUAUCGAAGCAAAUCCCUUGUUUCGCGACAAAUUACAGUUUCCUAACCUUAAAAAUUCAAGGUUACGAACUCUAAUUAAUCAAAGUUUGAAUUGGCAGCAUCAACUUUGUAAAAACCCGAGACCGAAUCCUGACAUCAAAACGUUAUUCGUUGACCAUUCGUGUGGUCAACCGAACGGUGCACGGGCCCCAUCACCUGCAAAUAAUCCAUUGCUUGGGCCAUUACCUAAAGCCGGAGGCUUUCCUCCUUUAGGUGCACACGGGCCGUUUCAACCUACACAGGGUCCUGUUCCAACCCCGCUUGCCGGUUGGAUGUCUAAUCCGCCUCAAGUAGCUCAUCCGAGUGUUUCCGGUAGUGCAAUUGGUCUUGGUGGGCCAUCUAUUCCAGCUGCUUUGAAGCAUCCAAGAACUCCAACAAAUCCUUCUUUAGACUUCCCAACUGGAGAUUCCGAUCAUAUGAGCAAAAGAACAAGGCCCAUGGGCAUAACUGAGGAGGUAAGUUUACCAAUUAACGCGUUGCCCGCCGCAUUCCAAGGGCAUAAUAGUCAUACGCAAGCUUUUAAUGCACCCGAUGAUUUGCCGAAAACCGUUGCACGAACUCUAAACCAGGGUUCAUCUCCUAUGAGCAUGGAUUUUCAUCCGGUUCAACAAACAUUACUCUUAGUUGGAACAAAUGUGGGCGAUAUCGGAUUGUGGGAAGUUGGUUCUCGGGACAAAUUGGUUCUUAGAAAUUUCAAAGUUUGGGAUAUCAGUGCAUGUUCGAUGCCUUUGCAGGCUGCUCUUGUAAAAGACCCUGGUGUUUCUGUGAACCGUGUAAUAUGGAGUCCAGAUGGUUCGCUGUUUGGAGUUGCAUAUUCAAGACACAUUGUACAAAUAUAUUCAUAUCAUGGCGGUGAUGAUGUUAGACAACAUCUAGAGAUUGAUGCACAUGUUGGCGGAGUUAAUGAUCUUGCAUUCUCUCAUCCCAAUAAGCAACUUUGUGUAAUAACAUGUGGGGAUGAUAAGACAAUCAAGGUAUGGGAUGCUGCAACGGGUACACGACAGUACACUUUUGAAGGUCAUGAUGCUCCAGUAUACUCCGUAUGCCCUCACUAUAAAGAAAAUAUCCAGUUUAUAUUUUCAACAGCUCUUGAUGGGAAGAUAAAAGCUUGGUUAUAUGAUAACAUGGGAUCCCGAGUCGAUUAUGAGGCGCCUGGUCGGUGGUGCACGACAAUGGCAUAUAGUGCUGAUGGAACGAGGCUUUUUUCAUGUGGGACAAGCAAAGAUGGGGAGUCACAUAUUGUGGAAUGGAAUGAGAGCGAAGGAGCAGUGAAACGGACGUAUCUCGGGUUCCGUAAACGAUCUUUAGGUGUUGUUCAGUUCGAUACAACCAAAAACCGAUUUUUGGCAGCUGGUGAUGAUUUUGCUAUCAAAUAUUGGGAUAUGGAUAAUACUCAACUUUUGAUGAGUGUUGAUGCUGACGGAGGUCUUCCGGGAAGCCCACGCAUCCGGUUUAAUAAAGACGGUGCGCUGUUGGCCGUUUCUUCCAGUGAUAAUGGAAUCAAGAUCUUGGCAAAUUCUGACGGUCUUAGAUUGCUUCGCACUUUCGAGAAUCUUUCUUAUGAUGCUGCUUCAAGAACCCCCGAAGCUCCAAAGCCUGCUAUAAAUAAUGCAAUAUCGGCCGCCGCCUCUGUCGCUCCUACUAGUGCUGGAUUAACCGAAAGGGUUGCCUCAGUCGGCUCUAUUUCCGGAACGGUCAAUAAUGGAGAUACCAGAAACUUAACGGAUGUGAAACCGAGAAUUACUGAAGAACCGAACGACAAAUCGAAGAUUUGGAAGCUUACGGAAAUAAGUGAAUCUUCUCAGUGUCGGUCACUGAAGCUUCCGGAAAAUAUGAGAGUAACAAAGAUAUCGAGAUUAAUAUAUACAAAUUCAGGAAAUGCCAUAUUGGCAUUAGCAUCAAAUGCCAUCCAUUUGUUGUGGAAGUGGCAACGUAACGAGCGUAACUCAAGUGGCAAGGCAACAGCGGGUAUUUCACCGCAGUUGUGGCAACCAUCAAGCGGGAUUUUGAUGACGAAUGACGUGGCGGACAUGAACCCUGAAGAAUCAGUGUCGUGUUUCGCUUUAUCGAAAAAUGAUUCGUAUGUGAUGUCAGCAUCAGGAGGAAAGAUUUCUUUAUUUAACAUGAUGACAUUCAAGACGAUGACAACGUUCAUGUCCCCACCGCCAGCAGCGACAUUUCUGGCUUUCCAUCCGCAAGAUAAUAAUAUAAUUGCUAUCGGAAUGGAUGAUUCGACAAUUCAAAUAUAUAAUGUUCGAGUUGAUGAGGUCAAAAGCAAACUUAAAGGCCAUUCGAAAAGAAUUACGGGUCUCGCUUUCUCUCAUGUGCUCAAUGUUCUCGUCUCAUCCGGUGCAGAUUCUCAGAUAUGUGUAUGGAGUUCUGAUGGAUGGGAAAAACAAAAGGCGAAAUACUUGCAACUCCCGUCUGGUAGGGCGACAGCUGCACAAUCGGAUACGCGUGUUCAGUUUCAUCAAGAUCAGACCCAUUUUCUUGUUGUACACGAGACGCAACUCGCUAUAUAUGAAACGUCAAAACUUGAGUGUAUAAAACAGUGGGUCCCACGCGAAUCAUCCGCCACAAUAUCACACGCCACAUAUUCAUGCGAUAGUCAACUCGUAUACGCAUGUUUCUUGGAUGCAACCGUGUGUGUCUUCACCGCUUCUCACUUACGCUUACGGUGCCGCAUCAAUCCAUCCGUUUAUCUUUCCCCUUCGGUUCUCAGCAAUCUGAAUGUGCACCCGCACCCUAUGGUGAUCGCUGCUCACCCACAAGAACCGAAUCAGUUUGCGUUAGGGCUUUCAGACGGGGUGGUUCAUGUGUUUGAGCCGCUCGAAUCAGAAGGCAAAUGGGGGGUCCCACCACCGGCCGAAAACGUUUCAACUAGCAACGUAGCUGCCACGUCACCUGCACGAGGCUCGGGGUCGGAACAAGGGCAGAGAUGACUGUAGUGGGUCCCGCAACACGAGUUUUUUUAAAACACUUGUUUUGCAUGGGAGGGAAGCUUUAAAGAUUUAGAUGUGUUGUGUUGAAGUAGUAGAUCUAACUUGGUGUAAGGUAAAUGUUGAAAUGAUUCUAGGGUUUUUA